AAUCUCUCUUUUCCCUUCGGGACAAACAACGUCCGAAUUAAAAUCUGCCCCCUCGAUUUAACUUUUUUAUCUCCCCGCCUUCUCUCUCUCCGCCCUGCCUUUUUUCUAUCUCCCCGAAAUAACCCUCCGUCGCAUCGUAAUUUACCUUCUCGCGUUUUCAAGUCGGGUCGGAUUGGAUCCAGAACCAGAUAGUAGCUCCGAAGGCAUUGUUCAUUGUGUUCUUCUAGAAUAUUCUGUUACUAAUCAGGAUCCAUGCUCAAGGAACAAAGAAAUCAGUUAUCUCAAUUUUGUUGCGUCGUUUCGAUAGCUUUAAAGUGAUAUCGAGUGUAGAAGCAGUUCCAUAGAGGGAACGACUGCUGCAUUUGGUUUGAUUUUAGUGCUUUGCUUGCUGUAAAAGGAUACAAAUAUAUUAUUUAUUUCAAAAGGAUCUGAUGAAGCUGAAAGUCUCAUCAUCUGAGCUCGGUGGUAUUUCUCCGCCUGGUUGCAUAAGUGAACCUGAGGAGAAAGAAGUUAGUGAUGAAGAAGAUGAUGAUCGCAACCAUAAGCAUCGUCGGAGGGAUACAUGCUCUCAACCUUUAGAGAGAGAUUCUACAGAUCCUUUAUUUACAAGGCCAUACAGAAAGCGCAAUAAACCCUUUGAAAAUGGGCAUAAUGAAUCUCAAGCAGGUGAAACCUGGAAAAAUUCUAACAGUUUGCCUCCAGAAAAAGACUUGAGACCUAAGUUUGAUAGAAGAUUCAUUGGGUUAGCAUCACUUCCUCGAGGACAUUCGGAUCUAAACCAUAGAAUUAGGCCAAACCAAACAUUCAGCGGAGAUUCUGAUCCUGGCCAUGGAAGAGGAAGGGAUAACUCCUCUUGGAAUCAACGUGAUUCUAGGUUCAAUGCUGUUGAUAUUGCUUAUCAAAUGGUUCAGCCAGGAUCAGUUGCUCCAGGUCUCUUUGCAGGAAGGGGAUUGCCAAAUCUUUCAAAUGCACAAGCCCCAUCAUGGAGUGCCUUUGGGCUAAUGCCAGGAAUACCAAAUGGUGAUCUUGAUACGCUCCAUUCUAUUGGUCUACAAGGGGUGCUCAGGCCGCCGAUGAAUUCUUCAUUGAAUAUGGGCAUUCCUCGCCAAUGUUGCAGAGAUUUUGAGGAGCUUGGAUUUUGUCUAAGAGGAGACAUGUGCCCAAUGGAGCACGGUGUCAAUCGUAUUGUUGUGGAAGAUUUUCAGAGUCUGUCACAGUUUAACCUUCCUGUCACGGUUCCAAGUGCACAAAUAUUGGCAAAACCUGCUGGCCCCGGGCCACCACCUUCUAGCCUUCCUCCAACCACUUCGAUGAACAGCAAAGGUAUACAUGGCAAAAAUAAAAAAUCUGGAAUUACGGAGGAUGCUGUAGGUUUGAAUGGUGCAUAUUCUGGUUCAACUAAUGCAAAUGGUGAUUUGUAUGAUCCCGAUCAACCCUUGUGGAAUAACAAUGGUCCAGAAGCAUCAGCUGCACUGACUGGACUUCGGUCACCCAAGACCAAUGAAACAGAACCGUUGCCAAAUGAUGACAUCUCUGAUUGUCCUCAUGGCUGCUUACGUAACGGUGCUGAUAAUGAAUUGCCGAUUAGAAGCACCGGGUCACAGAGCAUGAAUUUGUCUGUUUGGGGUAGAGGUAGAGUUGGUAGCUCCAGAAGUGGAAUAGACACAAAAGACAAAAUUGGUCCAAUACCCUCGGACCAUCCUGAGAAUGAAACCAAGGAAGAACAAGGAGCAUUUCCUAGCUCUCAAGACAUUUCUUGUCAGGUCAAACGGAUCAAAAGCGAGGAUGAUGGCUCCAAAGUUGUGGAUUCUUCAUUGAAGUCACAGAUUGAUUUUCGUAGUAGCAGAAAACCAACUCAAAAGGCACUUCAUACACUGUUUGUCAACGGGAUUCCCCAGAAAUGCAACAAAAGAGAGGCUCUUCUUUCUCAUUUUCGUAAGUUCGGGGAGGUUAUUGACAUUUACAUUCCAUUAAAUGGUGAACGGGCCUUUGUCCAGUUUUCAAGAAGGGAAGAGGCAGAAGCUGCUUUGAAGGCACCUGAUGCUGUAAUGGGUAACCGUUUCAUUAAGCUUUGGUGGGCUAAUCGGGAUAACAUACCUGUUGAUGGAAUAAAAAGUGUCAGUGGCGUAUCUGUAACUCCACAUGGUCUAACAGCUUCUGCUAUCCCAGCUCAACCUGUUGCUAAUAGAGGAAACGAUAAUCUUCUACCUGUUGCUCAGAAGAGUAAUGUUGUCCAUGGUGCCGAUUUCCCUUCGCUGAACUCCCCUAAACCUGUUAGUAUGAAUGGUUCCCAGGCUCCACCUCCAUUGCAGAAAAAGUUGGACACUCUAGAACAAAUGAAAGAGCAAUUACGCAAGAAGCAGGAAAUGCUGGAGCAGAAGCGGAACGACUUUCGGCGCAAGUUGGACAAACUUGAGAAACAAUCUAGUGUUGUCAAGGGAGAUCUACUAACUGAGCCAGCUGCUAAGAAGCAAAAGGUGGGUAUUGCAGCUGAUCCUGCAAAAGCUCUGAUUCCUGGUUCCUCUGAAUCUGGUGCUCCUGCCGCAAAACCAUACUUUAUAGGGAUGACAGAUAAGAACAAAUCAACUGAGAAUGGUGCGUCUCAAAGUUCAAAACCGAGUACCUCUAUGGCAUUGCUGGAAUCUACAAGCUCAAAGCAGCAGUCUCGUAAGCCUCAUCUGUCUGCACCUAUUAGGCAUCCAUUCCCAAUGAAUAAAUACAAAUUGGACAACCGACCAAUUGCGUUUAGAGUUAUUCCACCAUUGCCUUCUGGUUUUGCAGAUGUUGCUGUUUUGAAGGAGCACUUCUUACAGUACGGAGAUCUUUCCUCUGUGGAACUACAAGACAUGGAAAACAAAGACGCCGGUAAUAUCAGAUCAGAGCCAUUGAAGAAUUGCUCAGCGCUUAUAACUUACAGAACUCGCCAAUCGGCGGAAAGGGCUUAUAUAAAUGGUAAAUGCUGGCAAUGCCACAAUUUGCAGUUCAAAUGGCUGACAUCUAACACUAACCAUCGUAGCAAUGAAACUCCAUCUUCCACACCCAAGGAACCAUUAGAAGCCGUUGGCCAGACAGAAGAAAAAUCAGCAUGCAACGUUGCCCAAGAAGUCACUGCUGCUUCAGGCAAUGGGGAAUUCGGGGAUUUGGAUCGAGAGAGUUUCGUUGAGCAUAUGGAAUCGGCUGAAGCUUCGGAGCAGAGUCUGUCCCCGACAUCUAGCAUGAAAGAGUCGCCUAAAGGCGACACAAGUUGAGGACCGGAACUUGUUUUUUUCCCCGGAUUUGUACAGGUAAAUAAAUUAUUCAAUCUGUUGAAACUCUCUAAUUUCCAUGAGUAUUUCACUCUCAGUUAGCUGAAAGUUCAUUUUUCUUUUUCUAGUUUUAUAUUGUUUCAUCACUGGGAUUAUAUGUAAAAAAAGGUACAAU
Hibiscus syriacus is the source of this 3420-nucleotide messenger RNA. RefSeq names its product zinc finger CCCH domain-containing protein 41-like. The transcript has 6 exons. Gene Ontology annotation, molecular function: metal ion binding; RNA binding. NCBI's taxonomy places the organism in Eukaryota, Viridiplantae, Streptophyta, Magnoliopsida, Malvales, Malvaceae. Bases 432 to 3248 code for a protein of 938 amino acids. The record is from RefSeq and is a predicted model, not a curated record. Gene Ontology annotation, cellular component: nucleus.